Messenger RNA from Patella vulgata (common limpet), 2745 nucleotides. RefSeq names its product cyclic nucleotide-binding domain-containing protein 2. The transcript has 16 exons. The record is from RefSeq and is a predicted model, not a curated record. Lineage: Eukaryota; Metazoa; Mollusca; Gastropoda; Patellidae. Bases 109 to 1851 code for a protein of 580 amino acids.
AUGUCAUUUAUUCAUAAGGUGUCUUUAUUUAAUAUACUACCAAUCAGUGUUUUUAUUUAUUUGGAUAUACAUAGGCGCUUAGUAACAUAUUUUACCUAAAUAGUAACGAUGACGAACAAAACUAUUGGUGCUCUGCCACUAUUGCCAGAUCAACGACCACCUAAGUUUCCUGCUAGUCUUGGAGCUUGCCUCACUAGAAACGGCGACGAAUCACACUUACGGAUACUCCAAAGACAAUAUGGCGAUUGGAACAGACGUGAACGAAGUACUUACAGAGGACCGGAGAGGAAGAUCACUGAUAGUCCGAGAAGACGAAGGGAUGGGCGAUUCCUUAGCCAGAGCCAGAGAUCUGCGAUUUUCAAAAGUUAUUUAACAGAACACCACGAUCAAAAGGACUUAAACAGAUUUCGGCACAUUGCUCGAACUGUUAGAAUCAUUGCAUCUGUUUGCUUGGGCCUUAAAAGUUAUGUAAAGAAGAAAACUAGCCAUGAUUGGUCGUUUAUAGAGAUGUAUUUAUAUGUACAAAAAGAUAUGAAAGACACGUUGGUCUUUAAUCCCUACAACUUUCUUAAUGAUGAAAGUCCACCAACUGGCAAUGAAAGAUUAAAACGUGCUCUUACAAUGUUACCAUCACUCAGAACACCAGCAGAUAUAUUAUUGAUAUUGACUUUUAUCAGAAAUAAUAAAUCGUUCAAAGAUUAUCCACCGUAUACACAGAUAGAGAUGUGUAAAUGUAUGAUACUACAAAAUUAUGAAUCUCGACGUAUAGUAAUCAAACAAGGACAAAUGGCGUCUGCGUUUUAUGUUGUUAUGUCUGGUACGUUGUUGAUCAAUGUCACUGAAAUCAACCCACACACAGGAAAGAAAUUCUACAGAUCAUGUGCUGAAUUAAAGGAAGGUAACUGUUUUGGGGAGGUGGGUUUAUUAGAGAGAUGUACUAGAACAGCUAGUGUAAUAUGUAAAACAGAUUGUCAACUACUAUUGAUAUUACAAGAUGAUUUUGAUAGAUUGAUUAGACAACCUUUAUUACAACAAAGACAAGAUCAUGUUACAUUCUGUCAGAGUAUUAGUCUAUUCCAGCAUUUUCCUUGCGAAAAACUUGAGUCAAACCAAAUAGAAUUCUUCUAUCAGUAUUUUCCGAAAGAAACCAUAAUAGCAUCAGAAGCGGGAGAAAUUAAAUAUUUGAUUGUCAUCAUGACAGGAAAAUGUCGGUUAAUCAACUGCAUUGACGUGACCAAUACUAAAAACAAGAUUAGCUUACCUAAUCAAUAUAACAUGAAUAACAAUAUGAGGCGUAACCCAAUACGUAGAGGCUUCAGAAAGAGAUCGGAAAUAAUAGACUUGAUUGUCAACAACAGGUCGAUUUUUUCUGACACCAGAUCGAAUUCUUAUAUGAAGGAUACUCUUUCAAAAAAGAACAAAGAGAGUUCAGAUAUUGGCGGACCUCCAAGACUAUUAAAAUCGCGAACAGUAAAUAAUUUUUACGAAGAAAAUGAAAAGAACAUUAAGAUAAAAGAUGAUACGACAUCCAAUCAAGUAUUUGCACAGUUAGCUGAAUUAACACCUGGAUCUGUUUUUGGUUUAGAAUCUAUAGUUAAUGGUGAAAGAAGGGGUUUAAAGAUUAUUAGUGAUGGUGUAGAGUGUUUGUUUGUAUCUAAAAGAUUAUUUCUUCACGAGGCUAAUAUUAAAGUUUUAAGUAUUGUCAAUGACAUGGUUAUGACGUUUCCAUCUGAAGAAGAAAUAACUAGUCGAGUUGAAGAACAUCGUAACUGGUUAAACUAUAAACAACGAAUUGUGAGAAAAUCGCUUCAUAACUCAAAAUAUUUGUCACGACAAAAGACUGUUAUAUAAAGUAAAUAUAUUCGACGAACGCACUAUGUAAUAUAUGGGGAGGUGAAGAUCAUUUAACAAAGAUCGAAACUUCUCAAAUCUAUUUAUCCUAUAGGUUGUUGUUAUUAUGACACCAUAAACCGAAACAUCUGACAUCUAUUGAUAGGUUUAGGUUGUUGUUAUUAUGCCACCAUAAACCGAAACAUCUGACAUCUAUUGAUAGGUCCAGGUUGUUGUUAUUAUGACGCCAUAAAUCGAAACUUCUGACAUCUAUUGAUAGGUCUAGGUUGUUGUUAUUAUGACGCCAUAAACCAAAACUUCUGACAUCUAUUGAUAAUUCUAGGUUGUUGUUAUUAUGCCACCAAAGACCGAAACUUCUGACAUCUGUUGAUAAGCUAUAUUAUUAUAUGUAUGACACUUAUACACUGCAACUACUGUGCACACGAAAGACUAAUUGUUUUGCCCGACAGGUUAUCACCGACGAGCAAACGGGCCUGGUGUACGCAGUUUAUAAUAUAAUAGAAUGCAAAGAUACAGAUUUUUCAAUCUGAUUCAACCAAAGCCAGUGUGGCUCCAUUAACUAAAUGAAAUUCCCAGUUUUGCCCACGUAGAAAAAUUAUAAAUUAUUUAGUGGGUAUGAAACCUGAUGCUCAUUUGGUUGUUUUCGUUAUUUAGAAAAUAGCUCUAAUGUGUUGUAACAAAGACACAAUAUUUAAAAAAAAAAAAAAAUUGUAAAAUAAAUAUGGUAGUUUUUAUGCACUAUAAAAGAAGAAUAUAAUAAAUAUCACAGACAAUAAUGGUUAAACAUACAUUAUGCAAGAGCUAAAUCUACCUAUUGCAGGACUUUCCUUAGGCCUGAAAUGUUAUCUCAAUUAUUAAUUAGACAUUAAUUAACUUAUCCAGACUAUAAUCAAC